AAAAAAGCCUUCAACUCACAAUGGUCUCGCAGUCCACUUUCAUGCGCACGUUAUGAUGUGUGGAUACCAUACAACAGAGCUUAUUGCAGCAGUUUUAUGCGGUUUAAUAUCUUUUUCCCUGUUCGGAUACUACUGACUGGGGCAUUGGAUAUGUGCACGCGGGAUGAUGAAAACCCCUUUCCUCCCCGCAGAAGUAAGAUAAAAUAGGGUUUCGAAUACAUUGGAUUUACUCCUCUCGUUCCAUAUGAAGAAGUCAAAAAUUUGGAUACGCAUCUGUGUCCAUUUAUUGGUGUGCACCACAUUUGGAGUUCACUCAAGUGAAUUUGGAGAUGCUGUAACAGAUGACAUCACAAGCAUUUCACUAUUGAAACAAAAUAUACCUAAAGAUUACAAGAUUCCUGUGACAUAUAUUCCAAAAGAAGUGGGUGGAAUGUGUUGGGUCACGCUAAAUGUUUUCCACUUGGAACUCAGUUUACGGGGAUUAGCAGACAAGUUUGGAAACAUUUCAUCCAACAAAUAUAAUAUCAGCAUAUUGAUCGAAAUGCUGAAAGAGACGCGAUAUCACAUGAAGAACUUGGAGGUGAUCACGUCUGAUUUUGAGUGCCACUAUAGAGACGAAAAAUGGCAGACAGGACACUAUUUUCAGUUUGUUGAAGAUUUUCUAAACACGGCCCGUUGGAAUAGAGAUUCGCCAGAAGAAUGCGAUCCACCUCCCUGUCCAACAACAACAAAGGCAUCAGCAACUACAAUAACAACACAAUACCCCACAUCAGGGAAAGAGCCUCUGAGAUUCCUGCCAGAAGUAGUGGAGAGAAGCCUCCUGUCACUACUUGUAAUUCCUAUUGCGGCCAUCGUGUUUCUGUUUGUGUGGAAGGUGAAAUCCAGGAGCAACCAACAUCAAUCAGAUGAACUGAAAUCAGUGGAAGGAGGCCUCUUCACAGGAACAGAAGAGAGUUUGGCACCUCCACUAGAUGACAUUUCUGAAAAGAACAGAUUGAACAUCAUUGAGGCAGUGUAAUUGUUCAAUCCUUGGAAAUUGGUGUACAGAGGAGUCAUCUAAGAAAGAACGAGCAAACAUAAAACUACAUUUCUUACGGUGAAAGACUUGCUUCUUUCCUGUCCAGAAACUGACAGUCUUCUCAUACCAGAACCAGAUAAUGGCACACAAAAAUGUGCUGUCUUAUCACUCCUGCAAUAAGCUGGGAGUUGUUCUUGCGAGAGUAUAUUAACCUGUCAUCUACUAUCAAAUUUCAUCAAAUGAAGCUGAAAAGGAGAGUGUGAUUCUCAUGGAAACAUCUGGAGAUUCCAAUAACUGUUCAAAACACAGUGAACUUCACGGGACAAUGUUGGUUUCACAAGCACUCCCCCGUUUGCACUUUUUGUAGGUUUGGCUGGAGCAUGGACACUGGUUCUACUCAAGAACGCAGCAUAGAACACACACCUAUAAAUGGCUUUCUUUCAUUAGGACUGAAGCAUAAAUGACUACCUCUAGUCGCCCUGCCCUCACUUUCCUCAACUUCUUCUCAGCAGCAUUCCACUCCACUUCCUUCUCCAUCUUGCUUUCCAUUGGACGUUCCCUGAGAAUCUAUUUUGAAAUUAGUUAUCUAUAAAUAUUCUCAGAUUUAACCAUCUGUUUUAUUUGAUGUUUUUUGCUAUGGACGUACGGAAGGGAUGAGGUUGUGUGAUGUAUUUAUUUAUUUGCUUACUCGGAAUGCUGACAGCAUAAUAUUGCUGCAGUUGGAGAAAGAAACUGUCAGUGAUUCAGCUCAUCUAUAGAAAUACUACAUGAGCAGGAAAAGGUCUACGAGGGUGGUUUAUAAAGACUACAUAACUCAUUAUUCUGCAAUGCAUAAAGCCUCCUUAAACAGCACACUGGAAUCUAUAAACACAUGCGUUAUCUAUAUUAAGACAGCCAUAGAAUGAUGUAUGUAUGAUGGUGUUGUUAAUUGCUUAUGAAUGGAUUGUAUGAAAGGCUUUUGUUGGAGUUGUAAAUGUAACAAAAAAUGUGCUUCUUUGACUAACUUUCAUUUAUCCCAUUAUAUACAGUAAAAAAUGAUUGUCCCUAUAGCAAUCAAUGGUAGAUCAAGGGUAAAUCUUACAUAUCCAUACUGAUUUAGAUCAGACAUUGAGGAUCUGAUAACUGACAAUAAGGUUUUUCUAUGCCCUCAACGCACAAGAAAGAGGUGGUCUAGCCUCAAGUAAACCAGUUUUGCAUCAGAUUCUGCAAUUACAUUAUAACUCCGCUCUGGUAUAUUGCAUCCUCACCACCCAUAAGGUAUAUUAUGUAUGUUGCAUGUACACAGCUGUACAGUUUAAUGUGUUAAAGUGGUUCAAAGAUAUGAAUUGAAAUGUUUUUAAUUUUUUUUUUUUUUUACCUUUAUUUAACCAGGCAAGUCAGUUAAGAACAUAUUCUUAUUUUCAAUGACGGCCUUUGAGCCAAGAAACAUUUUUACUUGAACAAUAUACUUGUCACUCCAGUAACCAAGUACCCUAAUGAAUUUUGUUCCAAAUAACCUUCAGUAACCUAUACCAGAAAGUGAGCUAAAAUGUUUAUUUCUGAGGUAACAAUAUUAGAAAAUCUUCUUAACACGCACGUCAAAAGCCAGAAUAUAUCAAAGUUUGUAGAGGACCAGACUCUAAAAUUCACCAUUAUUUAGAAAAGUGAUAUGAUCUGUGAGGACAGUGUCUAGCAGUUUAUCCACUGUCUAUCAAAAUGGUGUGGUACUCUUGUUGUACUCAGCAACUCAGGCUACGAUAUUGCAGCCUAAUUAUGAAGAUUAGUCUGAUAAAAGUUGGGUCCGCAGUCAUGGCCAUCAUUCGAUUAUACCCAAAAUGUUUUGUAUGACAUUUCACCAACUCACCGGGAGACUACUAAGAAUUGAGGCAAACCAUUGAAAAAAACAGCAACAUGGAGGACCUGAGACCAAGAACCCGUCUCAUUGAUAGGUGUUGGUUGUCUCUGUGACCGUGAACCAAUGGUAUAGAAAGUGCUAGAAAGUGUUGUGGACCAUACCUAGAGAGUGUUGAAUCAUUGCCCAACUGGUUGUAAUGAUCUCACACCAAUGGAAACAACUUGUGUUGUCAUUGUGGCCCUUAUAUGUUAACCCAUUACCCUCAUUUCAAUACACAAUGUUGAUACUAUCCAAACAAAUGGACCCUAAGUGUAAACCAUAUUAAAUAUCAGGACACAGUCAGAGCAAUAACCCUCCUUCAUUUGAACACUUAUACUCCACAACACCGGGCUCUUAUAAUGCAAUUCUACACUAAAUAACAUGUGACAGAAAAAUGCAUUAAACUCCAGUUUAAUUUAGAAAAUCCUGCCUGCAUGUAAUGUUUUAGCUGUUGUACUCUUUUUAUAGGAAACGGUUCAAAUGGUAAAACCUGUUUAUUUCACCAAGUGUAUUUGGGACAUUUUCCUCUUGCACUUUUCUGUUUGUUUUUAUCAUGCAAAAUGGAGUGUAGGUAAAAAUAAACUAAAAAAAACACAUUGGUGUUCAUAAAGUGACAGUUUCAGCAUGAGCAGCUGAAAAUGCUUGGUGUGAGUAAGUGUUGUUUUGUUAAAAGAUACAAGAGUGUUAUUUUUCAUAUCCCCCUUGAUACAAUAAAAAAAUGUAAAAAAUUGCCACAACAAAACAUGAAUGUAAGCUUUUAAAGAGUUAACUUCAGAAGGUUUACAGGUGUUUUACAUAUUGUAUGAAUAUUGCGAUGAGUUGAAACGUGGUUUAAGCUGUGAACAGAAAUGUGGUGGAAUCACCUAUGUUCUUGUCCGUCUUAGAGCCUAUGAACACAGAGCUAUAGGUCUGCGUCCCAAAUAGCAGCCUAUUCCCUAUGUACAUUGCAUUCGGAAAGUAUUCAGACCCCUUGACUUUUCCACAUUUUGUUACAUUACAGCCUUUUUUUUUAAUUAAUUAAAUAGAUUUUUCCCCUUAUCAAUCGACACACAAUACCCCAUAAUGACAAAGCAAAAACAGAUUUUUAUACAAAAUGCAUACAAAAAAACAGACAUAACAUUUAUAUAAGUGUUGACCCUUUACUCAGUACUUUGUUGAAGCACCUUUGGCAGCGAUUACAGCCUUGAGUCUUCUUGGGUAUGACUUUUCAAGCUUGGCAUACCUAUAUUUUUGAGUUUCUCAUAUUCUUCUCUGCAGAUCCUCUCAAGCUCUGUCAGGUUGGAUGGGGAGCGUCGCUGCACAGCUUUUUUCAGGUCUCUCCAGAGAUGUUAGAUCGGGUUCAAGUCCGGGUUCCGGCUGGGCCACUCAAGGUCAUUCAGAGACUUGUCCCAAAGCCACUCCUGUGUUGUUUUAGCUGUGUGCGUAGGGUCGUUGUCCUGUUGGAAGGUAAACUUUCGCCCCAGUAUGAAGUCCUGCGCAAUCUGGAGCAGGUUUUCAUCAAGGAUCUCUCUGUACUUUGCCUUUCCCUUGAUCCUGACUAGGCUCCCAGUCCCUGCCGCUGAAUAACAUCCCCACAGCAUGCUGCUGCCAACACCAUGCCUUACUGUAGAGAUGGUGCCAGGCUUCAUCCAGACGUGACCCUUGGCAUUCAGGCCAAAGAGUUCAAUCUUGCUUUCAUCAGACCAGAUAAUCUUGUUUCUCAUGGUCAGAGUCCUUUAGGUGCCUUUCAGCCAGCUCCAAGCAGCCUGUCGUGUGCCUUUUACUGAGAAGUGGCUUCCGUCUGGCCACUCGACCAUAAAGGCCUGAUUGGUGGAGUGCUGCAGAGAUGGUUGUCCUUCUGGAAGGUUCACCCAUCUACACAGAUGAACUCUGGAGCUCUGUCAGAGUGACCAUCGGGUUCUUGGUCACCUCCCUUACCAAAGCCCUUCUCCCCCGAUUGCUCAGUUUGACUCUAGGAAGAGUCUUGGUGGCUCCAAGCUUCUUCCAUUUAAGAAUGAUGGAGGCCACUGUGUUCUUGGGGACCUUCAAUGCUGCAGAAAUGUUUUGGUACCCUUCCCCAGAUCUGUGCCUCGACACGAUCCUAUCUCGGCGCUCUACGGGCAAUUCCUUCGACCCGAUUGCUUUGUUCUUGCUCUGACAUGCACUGUCAACUGUGAGGCCUUUCUAAAUCAUGUCCAAUCAAUUGAAUUUAUCACAGGUGGACUCCAGUCAAGUUGUAGAAACGAUGGUCAAUGGAAACAGGAUGCACCUGAACUCAAUUUCAAGUUUCAUAGCAAAUAUUUAAAAAAUGUUUAUACAUUUGCUAACAUUUCUAAAAUGCUGUUUUCACUUUGUCAUUAUGGGGUAUUGUGUGUAGAUUGUUGGUGGGAGAAAAAAAAUCUGCCAAUUUUAGAGUAAUGUAACAAAAUGUCAUCAGCAUCCCACUGCUGGCUUGCCUGUUAAACUAAGCAGAGUUGGUAUUGGAUGUGAGACCAGAUGCUGCUGGAAGUGGUGGUGGAGAGGCUAGUAGGUGGUCAAAUCAAAUCAAAGUUUAUUUGUCACGUGCGCCGAAUACAACCGGUGUAGAUGUAGGUGUUACAGUGAAAUGCUUACUUACAGGCUCUAACCGAUAGUGCAAAAAAGUUGUUAGGUGAACAGUAGGUAAGUAAAGGUACUCUUUCCUCUGGUCUAAAAAAAUAUUUCCCUGUGUAGGUUGCCAUGUAUCCGAUGGGAUGUUAAAGGAGUGUCCUGACUCUCUGUGGUUACUAAAGAUCCCAUGGGACUAGAGGUGUUAAUCCUGGUGUCCUGGCUAAAGUCCCAAUCUGGUCCUCAUACCAUCAUCCCCAGCUUCCAAUUGGCUCAUUCCUCUCCCUUGUAACCAUUCCCCAGGUCGUUGCUCUAAAUGAGAAUGUGUUCUCAGUCAACUUACCUGGUAAAAUAACGGUAAAAUUAAAGAGCCUUAAAUAUGUUAUGGUAUCAGUUCUGAUAUGUUCUUUAGCUUAUUUUGGUUGAAAACAUAGCUGUGCCCUGAACAGUGGUGUUUAGCUUAGUCUCCCACAAUCAAAAUAUAAUUCCAUAUUUCUAAUGUUAGAAUUUUAAUUGAGGAAUUCUGUGUCUAUGUGUUCCAGGAAGUAAGUCUGGGUGCCAAAAGAAAAUGUAAUUGUGACCCAGGUGAAAGCUGGGCAACACUCUACUGUUUACUGUAUUAUUGUAUAAAUGAAAACAGACAUAUAUAUAUAUAUAUAUAUAUAUGAUGAUAUGAAUAAAGUACACUUAUCCAAAUA
Messenger RNA from Oncorhynchus keta (chum salmon), 6154 nucleotides. Its product is annotated as kit ligand-like. Gene Ontology annotation, biological process: positive regulation of cell population proliferation; cell adhesion. The record is from RefSeq and is a predicted model, not a curated record. NCBI's taxonomy places the organism in Eukaryota, Metazoa, Chordata, Actinopteri, Salmoniformes, Salmonidae. The transcript is spliced from 9 exons. The coding region runs from base 245 to 1018 and encodes 257 amino acids. Gene Ontology annotation, cellular component: plasma membrane. Gene Ontology annotation, molecular function: cytokine activity; stem cell factor receptor binding.